Molecule: messenger RNA, 1107 nt
Organism: Orbilia oligospora ATCC 24927
Lineage: Eukaryota; Fungi; Ascomycota; Orbiliomycetes; Orbiliales; Orbiliaceae
Exons: 3
Coding region: 1-1107 (368 amino acids)
Molecular function (GO): nucleic acid binding
Source: RefSeq, a predicted model, not a curated record
AUGGCCGUCUUCCCAACCGCCCCUGAGCAGCAGCCCUCUAGCUCAACCAUACCUCGAGCUCCAGUUCUACUCCCAGCGCAAUCAGCUCCACAGGGACCGGUCACAAUCCCUCUCGACCAGCCUGAACCGGUCGUAAAAGCCGUAAACAUCGAAGAUGGCGCGGAAGCCGGAGCCGAUGCACCUUCAACGGCUCUCCGUCGCACUCCGCUCCGUCGGGAUAGCAUGAAACGACGUGAAGCGCUCAUCAAGGGAAAGGAAGGCAGUAGAAGACGUCAAAGAUGGGAGAAUGACAACUUCUUAAACAACCCAUCCUUCGCCCCUCCCACGGCCGAAGACUUUUCUCCAACGGCUCUUCACCCAAGGCGUGUCGUUCGUUACGAAUUCGCAACACUUUGGGAUCCAUCCAAUCCUGCCAAGUACGGCUAUGCCACAGCUCACCACGUCCCAUCUUCAGCUGCCAAAGGCGCAGGUAGUCAUGACGAAAAGCGGGUUCCUAAGAACUUGAAGGACAGGCUUAAGCGCUCCAAAGGCGCAAUGGACCUUUUGAAGUCCCUAGAGGAAGAAGUCAGGCGAUAUGCGGCUACGUUGUGGGGUUGUGUCGACGAAUACUGUCAUGGAUCGAAUGAGUGUGCUGUGGAGGACGAUGAAGAUGAAGAAGAUAAGGAUUGUGACAAAAUGGACACCUCCGUUGACUUUGGAACUGCUAAAAAGUCGAUCGUGGAAGAGGAAAUGAAGGAUUCUGAAGAUGAAGAAAUUGUGUUUGUCCCCCGGAUGAAGACGAUUAAGCUCGAUUCUUCGGUUGAGGCCGCACAACAGGUUAAGGAACCGGUGGUACAGCGAGAGGUGUAUAUCCCUGUGCUCGGACCACCACUGGAAAAGUCGGUGUUCGAGGCACCGCAUGAUGACCAAGGAGCUAGCUUUGGCCGCUGGUUAGUGCAUUCUAUCGCUCUCUACUACGGCCUUAGGUCCUGGAGCGAAACUCAAGGUAGUCCGGCCAAGAGAAUUGCGUUUGUAGGAGCACAACCGAACGAAAGAAAAAGGUUGAAAUCGGGGCGGUUAUUGAAGCAUCCGAAGGCAUUGCCAAGGCCAUUGUGGAUGAUGUUGUAA